Paralichthys olivaceus (Japanese flounder) is the source of this 1204-nucleotide messenger RNA. Lineage: Eukaryota; Metazoa; Chordata; Actinopteri; Pleuronectiformes; Paralichthyidae. The record is from RefSeq and is a predicted model, not a curated record.
GGUGAUAGUUGGCCAUGGAGAGCCUGCACCUCGCCUCUGUAACAAGGACCCAUUCGCCCUGAAGUCUCUCUCAUAUCUGGCACGCAUCUUCCCGAAAGCAAAGUUUGUGCUCAUGCUACGAGACGGACGGGCCACCGUCCACUCCAUGAUAUCACGCAAGGUGACAAUCUCUGGCUUUGACCUGACGAGCUACAGGGACUGUCUGACCAAGUGGAGCAGUGCAGUGGAGACCAUGUUCAGCCAGUGCCAGGCAGCGGGGAAGGGCAGAUGUCUCCCCGUGAGCUACGAGCAGCUGGUCCUCCAACCACAGGAGGAAAUGAGGAAGUUGCUUAACUUUCUAGACCUGCAAUGGGAUCCAUCAGUGCUUCACCACGAAGAGCUGAUCGGCAAGGCCGGUGGUGUGUCUCUGUCCAAGGUCGAGCGUUCAACAGACCAGGUGAUGAAGCCUGUGAACACUGACGCCCUCUCCAAGUGGGUGGGACACAUUCCUUCUGAUGUGUUGAGUGACAUGGCUGAAAUCGCCCCCAUGCUGGCUCGCCUUGGCUACGACCCUCACGCCAACCCCCCUAACUACACAAGACCAGAGCCCAUGGCCUCUCCAGUCAACUACUCACAGAGUUUUAAAACAGCAGAAUCUCCACAUCUCAGUUAAACAACAGAGGAGAAAUCUGCUCGCUCAGCUUUGCUGUUCCCUGAUAUGGAUGCACCUUAAUCACAGACCAGCUCAACAGUAAUUACACCUCAUGAACAUUUCUAUAGUGUCUCAUAUGUAUUUUUGAAUUGUAUGUAAGACUUGAAUGCAGCGGUAAUGUCUGUUCACAGACUAAAAUACAGAUUUAUGAGAUGGUUGGGAGUUUUAAAUUUCAGCUCUUGUGCUGUAUGUGGAUUACCUGAGGUUCACGGCAGCUCAGACAUUAUCACGCUGCAUUUUGAUGCAUCCUCACACCUCGUACCUGCAAGUUUUUCAUGUCUGUCGGUUGUUAUGGCUUCACCACAAAUGUGAAUGUGUCUUUACACAAAUCUCUUACUCACUGAGAUUUCAGUCAGUGUCCAUGAAGCAUAAUGACUGUAUAUUUUUGAAGAUGUAUGUUUAUUUUCUUAAUAAAUUAUUUUGCCGUUGACCAAUCAUUCAGGAACUGGAAAGCUGUUUAUUCCCAACUGAGAAUUUUUAAUUGUUGUAUAAUGUCGAACAUGAAAUAAAAAC